CCAGACAAUGAAGGAAGGUGAAUGUUUGCUCCUCUUUUGCUUGGCUGAAGGAGGCCUUGUGGAAAACAGGUUCCAUUUCUACAUGGAUGGAGCGGAGAUCACCUCCAGCCAUGAAUGGCUUUUGGAGGGUUCUGGUAAACCCACAAAUCCUCUUCAGAAUGCCUCUCUGAGCAUCCUGCAUGCAAAACCCAACCAUAGUGGGGAAUUUGCUUGCAGCUAUGAAGAAAAGAGAGGCAGACGAUGGAUCACGUCUUCUUGGAGCCAGGGGGUGAACGUCACAGUUUGUAGCCAAGAUUUUGAUACUAUGUGGAAAUACAUAUGGCUGGUGGUUCCUUUCAUAAUCCUGCUUGCUGCCUUUGCCUUUUAUUGCUGGAAGAACAAGAACAAAUCUGAAGCCGAGGAAAGCAAAGGAGAGAGAGAUGAUCUUGGAAUGAUGGAUCCUCAAACAGCAAGAGCAGCUGCUCCCUCACUUGCUAAGGACUCGGAGGUCACCUACAGCGUCAUUCAGGUCUCCUCCACUCAACCUGCUCCCGGACCAACAAGGAAGGACCGUCUCCCACCAAAGGAAGAGGAGAUGGUGUUGUACAGUGACGUUCUCUUCCAACCCAUCAAAGGAAGAGCAAGAAAACAUACAGUAGACUGACUGCAUCAAAGUUCAGUUUCAUUUCGAUUGUUCUUUCCCUGACAUAUGACUCUUACAGACAACUUUUCUAAUCUCUUCAUUUUUGUAAACAGGUUUUAGGUCUUUGCACCUU
Python bivittatus (Burmese python) is the source of this 755-nucleotide messenger RNA. The record is from RefSeq and is a predicted model, not a curated record. NCBI's taxonomy places the organism in Eukaryota, Metazoa, Chordata, Lepidosauria, Squamata, Pythonidae.